Cladophialophora immunda is the source of this 942-nucleotide messenger RNA. RefSeq lists its product as uncharacterized. Gene Ontology annotation, molecular function: oxaloacetate transmembrane transporter activity; succinate transmembrane transporter activity; malate transmembrane transporter activity. Bases 1 to 942 code for a protein of 313 amino acids. The transcript has 10 exons. Gene Ontology annotation, cellular component: mitochondrial membrane. Lineage: Eukaryota; Fungi; Ascomycota; Eurotiomycetes; Chaetothyriales; Herpotrichiellaceae. Gene Ontology annotation, biological process: mitochondrial transport; succinate transmembrane transport; oxaloacetate transport. The record is from RefSeq and is a predicted model, not a curated record.
AUGGCCAAGUCGAAGAAACAAGGGCAGCCGUUCUGGCUUGGGGGUGCUGCUGCAUCGAUGGCUGCAUGUUUCACCCACCCGCUAGAUCAGACGAAAUAUAGGAUGCAAGUGAUGUCAACAAGGCAAAGCAUGCUGCGGGCGAUGAUCCAAUUCGCAAGCAGAGACGGCAUUCCCUCACUGUGGUGGGGAAUCUCGGCUUCGAUGCUUCGCCAAUCCACAUAUUCGACCGCGAGGUUCGGCCUUUAUAACCAUUUUGCGGGUAUCGCCAGAGAACGAACCGGGCAAAGACGAUUACCCAGCUCGUGGGAGAUCGCCUGCGCGGGUGCUGCAGGUGGUUUGGCCGGACUCAUCGGAAAUCCCACAGAGGUUGCGCUAGUGAGGAUGUGUGCGGAUGGAGCAAGAUCGCCAAGUCAGCGAUUCGGAUAUAACCAUGCCCUUGAUGCCAUUAUCAGGAUCGGCCGUGAAGAAGGAGUGCGGACCUUCAGCAGAGGCCUAGGUCCCAACAUCGUCCGCAGCGUCAUAAUGAAUGUCUCUCAGAUAGCAACGUAUUCCGCAGCCAAGCGACAGCUCCUUUCGAACCCUUCAUUAGGCCUUAGCGAUGGCAUCUUCACACAUUUCCUCGCCUCGUUGCUUGCGGGCACUGUUGCAACGACUGCUUGCGCACCUGCCGAUGUUUUGAAGAGCCGGAUCCAGAAUGCGGUUGCUGUGGAUGGCGUGAAACCAAGCGUAAGCAAGAUCAUCCUCGAGUCUUUGCGCAAUGAGGGACCUGGAUUUCUGAUGAGGGGCUGGACUCCGGCUUGGUUGAGGCUGGCGCCGAACACAGUCCUCACUUUCGUCUUCAUCGAGCAGCUGCAGAAAUUGGUGACGUUGUCAAGAAAUAUGAAGUCCGUCGAACCAGUUCCCGAUGUAGUGCCCGCACCUGCGGCCCCUCAGAAGAUUUGA